This is a messenger RNA of Lithohypha guttulata, 1362 nucleotides long. RefSeq lists its product as uncharacterized. The transcript is spliced from 2 exons. The record is from RefSeq and is a predicted model, not a curated record. The coding region runs from base 1 to 1362 and encodes 453 amino acids. NCBI's taxonomy places the organism in Eukaryota, Fungi, Ascomycota, Eurotiomycetes, Chaetothyriales, Trichomeriaceae. Gene Ontology annotation, molecular function: oxidoreductase activity; zinc ion binding.
AUGGCUAUGUCCCAAGCUGCCAACCUGGUCGAGAAGAUUCUCGGCCACACUGGUGAUGCGACCACAGAGCAGAACAUGAGCAAUCCAAACAGAGAUAUCAGCAAAUAUGCAGAUCCAUCUGGAGAAAAGAUGAAGGCUUUGGUCUGGAAUGGCAAGAACGACGUCAAGGUCAUCGAAACCUUCAAGCCUGCGAGAAUUGAGAACUCGGACGUCAUAGUCAAAGUUACAGGCAGCACGGUAUGUGGUUCAGAUCUGCACUUGCUCCAUGGCGCAGUCGUGGAGAUGCAGAAGGGCGAUAUCUUAGGUCACGAAUUCUGUGGUGUUGUUGACAGUGUUGGACCGUCAAUCUCGAAAGUGAAGCCAGGGGAUCGGGUUGUCUGCUCCUUCCAAAUUGCAUGCGGUUCGUGUAUGUACUGCCAAAAGAAGCUCAGCUCUCAGUGCGAAAAGACAAAUGACAACACUAUCGAGAACAUCAUGUACGGUGGUCGCACUGCUGGUAUGCUAGGGUACUCUCACUUCACAGGCGGUUAUGCUGGUGGUCAAGCAGAGUAUGUUCGUGUAGCUUAUGGCGAUGUUAACCUGUUGAAGAUUCCAGACGAGGUGCCUGAUGAGAAAGCCCUGUUCCUCAGUGAUGUCCUUAGCACCAGCUGGAACUGCGUCGUCGAUACUGGUGUCAAAGAAGGCGAUGUUGUUGCCAUCUGGGGUGCGGGUCCCAUUGGUCAGAUGUGUGCUGACUUCUCAUUCAUGAAUGGAGCUAAAAGAGUCAUCAUCAUAGAUGGUGGUGCUGGUUCUUGGAGACUGGAUUACGUGAAGAGCAAGCUACCUAAAGUCGAGACGCUCAACUUCACAGAUCUACCGAGAGGUGAAAGUGUUACUAGCCAGCUGAAGAAAAUGGAACAUGGCGGUCCUGACGUUGCUCUCGAGUGUGUCGCUGGUGAAUACGCAAAAGGAUGGGCACACUAUUUUGAAAUGAUGUUGGGCAUGGAGACAGAUACAUCAGAAAUCCUCAACGAGAUGAUUACCAGUGUCAAGAACUUUGGUAGAGUGGGUGUUACUGGCGUAUAUGUUGGCUUCACCAACCACUUCAAUAUUGGAUCCUUGAUGGAGCGCGGAAUUCGUUUAAUUGGUAACGGCCAAGCUCCAGUACAUUUGUACUGGGAAGACUUGAUGAAGAAGAUUCAGGAUGGGUCCAUCGAACCAUUACGAAUGGUCAGUCAUCGAGUCAAACUGGAAGAGUUGGAAGAGGUUUACAAGAGAUACAACGAGCGGGAACAGGGGAUGCAGAAGGUAUACGUGGCAACAAAAUUCAGCUUUCCACCUGCUCCUGGUACACCACAAUUGACAGAAUACGGAACAGCUUAG